GAUAUUUUUCAAGCUAUUAUAAAAUCAAUACUGCAACGAAACACUUUGACGGAACAAAGUUUUGAAAAUAAUGCAUAAAGUUACAAAUAUAUAUUAAAAAUUUUCAUAUCAUUAGCAUCGUCAUCGUAUCAAAUCUUAAAUAAAGAUGAGUGAGCUUGACAAGGAAAUGUCUCGGCUAACCACUAAAGAUUCUAUUUAUGGAAUGCUAUCAAAUUUUGAAAUUGAUAAAAAGAUUGGAAAAGGACAGUUCAGCGUUGUUUUCAAAGCUAAAUGCAAAUUAGAUGGAAAAUUUGUUGCCUUGAAAAAAGUGCAAAUUUCUGAAAUGAUGGAUUACAAAGCACGAUUAGAUUGUAUGAAAGAAAUAAACUUGCUUCAGCAACUCAAUCAUCCUAAUGUUAUUAAAUAUUUGGCCUCUUUCAUUGAUGAUAAUGAGCUGUACAUAGUCCUUGAUCUUGCUGACGCAGGUGAUCUUUCUCGGAUGAUCAAGUAUUUUAAGAAACAACAAAGAUUGAUUCCAGAGAAAACUAUAUGGAAAUAUUUUGUCCAAAUUUGCAGUGCCUUGGAACACAUGCAUUCAAAGCGAGUGAUGCAUAGAGAUAUUAAACCUGCAAAUGUAUUCAUCACAGCUGAAGGUGUUGUUAAACUUGGUGAUCUUGGACUAGGAAGAUUUUUCAGCUCGAAAACAACAGCUGCUCAUUCACUAGUUGGAACUCCUUAUUAUAUGUCUCCUGAAAGAAUUCAUGAACAUGGAUAUAAUUUCAAAUCUGACAUUUGGUCCCUGGGCUGCCUUUUAUAUGAGAUGGCUGCUCUUCAAUCUCCUUUUUAUGGGGAAAAAAUGAAUCUUUAUGCUUUAUGUAAAAAGAUAGAAGAGUGUGAUUACCCUCCAAUUCCUUCUGAUAUUUAUUCUGAUGAGAUGAGAAAUUUGGUUGCUGAUUGUAUUAAUCCGGAUCCUGAUAAACGACCUGAUAUUAAUUAUGUGCAUAAUGUUGCUUUUAAUAUGCACAAGCAGACAUCAUCAUCCGGAGCAACAAGUCCUGUCUUUACGUCAUAAACAUUUUUAUUUAAUUUCUAGCAAUUGAACUGCUUACUUUGAUGUUAAAACUGAA
Molecule: messenger RNA, 1106 nt
Organism: Parasteatoda tepidariorum (common house spider)
Lineage: Eukaryota; Metazoa; Arthropoda; Arachnida; Araneae; Theridiidae
Product: serine/threonine-protein kinase Nek7
Biological process (GO): peptidyl-serine phosphorylation
Molecular function (GO): ATP binding; protein serine/threonine kinase activity
Source: RefSeq, a predicted model, not a curated record